Messenger RNA from Bicyclus anynana (squinting bush brown), 2884 nucleotides. Its product is annotated as chymotrypsin-like elastase family member 2A. The transcript has 9 exons. The record is from RefSeq and is a predicted model, not a curated record. Gene Ontology annotation, molecular function: serine-type endopeptidase activity. Gene Ontology annotation, biological process: proteolysis. Lineage: Eukaryota; Metazoa; Arthropoda; Insecta; Lepidoptera; Nymphalidae. Bases 471 to 1835 code for a protein of 454 amino acids.
AACUUCAUGACGUGGCAAUGUGUUCCGAGUGAUGCUUGAAGAAAAAACAAACAAAAUUGGAAAGCAGUUGAGUAUUAUAUUCUGUAUUUAAUUUUCAUUAUUUUUGUAUAUUCUAUAUCCAUACAUACGAGUAGGUAGGUACUAGAUUAUAAAUUAAAUUGUAUUUUCUUUUUGUGAUUUAAAAAAAAAACAGUUUUCGUAAAUGCGUACCUAGUUUAGGGUUUGCUACACGUUCUCAUUGCUAAAACAAAAACUACGAUUAUGUAUUUAAAAUUUUCGUCUGUUUUGGCUAAUCUCUGGACCAGUUGAACCGAUUUCUACUGGAAGAUAGUGGAGAUUAUUGAGCAAUAAAUUAUUAUUGAUCACUUUUUUAUCCCGGAAUAAUCUAUGCUUUCUGCGGGUUUUGUGAAUAGGGUUUUAUUUUAUAGCAUAGGCGAAUUAGUUGGCUCUUGAAUCAUCUUUUUGUGGCGAUGAGUCCACUGGCGCUGGCUCUGCUGUGUCUGCAGCUGGCGCGCGGCGACGGCGCGUGGGCGCCGCUGGAGGGCCUGCCGCUGGUCAGCGCGCACCCCUGCCGGCACUCGCGCGCCGUCGCGCUGUGGCUGGAGCCCGGCCUGCCGCCCGCCCGCACCGACCGCUACUACGUGCACGUCGACACGCACAUACCCGCGAACAGUGUCAUGAAUGUGACGUUCGACUCCGCAGUUGACAUCAUCCUCACCAUCCGGUCGAACGAGACGUUUUCAAGAGGUUCUUUGACUGAUGGCGACAGCUUCGCGCUUCGCUUCGACAGUGAAAUGGCGGGCCUGAGCUUCAUAGUGGAGGGCUCUACUCCGGGACUGACUCCUAACCUGACAGGCCUGUCAAUCAAUGACCAGCAAUACUGUGAAGAACCUGAUGUGGGAUAUCUCCGUAAGUACCAGGCAAAGGAGGCGCUGAGAAAUAACGAAUAUCCUUGGAAAGCCGUGAUCCGAAAAUCCAACACCAAUUGUGGAAGACCACACUUAAGUAGCACACCUGCGAUAGAGAACGGUCCCGCGCAGCCCGGCGCCUGGCCGUGGCAUGCGGCUCUGUAUAGUUUGAGAAACUAUGCGACCAAAUACAUAUGCGGUGGCACGCUCAUUUCUAAAAACUUUGUUUUAACAGCUGCGCACUGCGUUUAUAACUGGACUACAGGCAUGGCUUUUCCAGCAAUAACUUUGACAGUGGGUCUAGGACAACAUGUUUUGAAUGAAAACAGUAGCCAUUCUCAAGUCAAGAAGGUUGAGAGAGUGAUUAUUCACGAGCGUUAUAACAACAUAAAACUAUUUAACAACAUAGCAUUGCUGAAGUUAUCGUCGGCGGUGUCAGUCACGAACUUCGUGCAGCCCGCGUGUCUGCGGCGCGGGGGAGAGCUCUCCGCGCCCACCGCGUCCGACGUAGGAGUUGUACCGGGCUGGGGCUUGGGCAACGACGACACUUUGUCCGGCUCCCUACAGCAAGUGCUGCUGCCCAUAGUCUCGGCAGAGACCUGCGUCAGCAGCCAACCGCCCUAUUCUUCCUACAAUUUAGACCGGAACGGCUUCUGCGCAGGAUAUCAUAAUAACGGAACGGGAGUUUGCAACGGAGACAGCGGAGGGGGUCUCGUGGUUAACAUUCCCAACGAGAAAGAGUCAGGCAGCGGGACGGUGUCAGGGUCCUGGUAUGUCAGGGGCAUCGUAUCUCAUUCUGUGUCAGUUGAUGACACUCAGAUAUGCGACGCGAACUAUUAUAGCGUGUAUAUGGACGUGUACAAAUAUAUGAAGUGGAUUGAUGACCAAAUUUGGAACGAUACCGGACGAGAAGUUCUGGCUACAUAGUUCCAAAUAUAUUUAAUAGCGUUAAAUUGCAUUAAUAGAAGAAAGGCAAUUAAUCAAGGAGCUCUUGGGAAGGAAAACUGUAUAAAUUUUUACGUGGGGAAUCACUUUAUUUUGAUUUAUUUAUUUAUUAAUUCGAUUUUUAAUAAAUAAUUAUAAAUUGACUUAAUUAAUGGCUUUUCAAUCUAAUUACCUAUGUCUGUAAACAUGACAAUGCCAGUUUUUCAUUUCCCUUCCCAUAUAAGCUUGCGUGUACGUCAUUAAGCAUGUUGUAUGUUAAAUAAAUGUUUAGUAGAGGAGUCAGAAAUAAAGAAAAAUAAAGAAAUAAACUUUGACGGCCUCCGUGGAGCAGUGGUAUGCGCGGUGGAUUUACAAAACGGAGGUCCUGGAUUCGAUCCCCGGCUGGGCUGAUUGAAAUUUUCUUAAGUGGUCCAGGUCUGGCUGGUGGGAGGCUUCGGCCGUGGCUAGUUACCACUCUCCUGACAAAGACGUACCGCCAAGCGAUUUAGCGUCCCGGUACGAUGUCAUCUAGAAACCGAAAAGGGGUGUGGAUUUUCAUCCUCCUCCUGACAAGUUAGCCCGCUUCCAUCUUAGACUAUAUCAUCACUUACCAUCAGGUGAGAUUGUAGUCAAGGGCUAACUUUUAAAGAAUAAAAAAAAAAUAAAAAAUAAAGAAAAAAAAACAAAUACAUCAAAUACCUAGCUAAACCAAGUGAACUCAGUAGCAAACGCAAACCAGUUCUAUGAUAUGCCGGUCAUUAUCACUCAGGCCAGCUUCUGUUUAUGUUUUGAUGUUCGUAGUUUUGUUUCGUAUUCACAAGAAACCGGUCGUGUUAUACUUAGUUCAAAAUGGCGAAUAAGGAAAAUAGACAAGUGAAUUGAGUAGCCACUUUAUUGAUCAAUAACUUGUACUCGUGUAUUAUUCGAAUAUUUUUUUAAAUAAUCUCAGUUAACGCGUCGCUUGUGCAAGCUCUGUUUCAGUUUGUAUAUACAGUAUUAUUUUCUUCAGAUAAAUUAUUCGUUCAGUCAGUCAGUUAGGGAUCAGCCAUCAG